AUGAAAAUUAGAAUCGUUGUACACCAAUUUGUUCUUAAGCAAGUUAUUCUCCAGUUAAAAAACUCAUCCAAAACAGCUUUACAUGAUAUUCAUUCUUCAGUCCUUAUUGAUAGCAAACUCUAUUUUAGUGGUGGAUAUAUUAAUAAUGGAAAUAAUGUUACGAAUGAAUUCUUUUAUUUAGAUGUUUCUAAACCAUUUAAAACAACAGAAGAUAUCUUAAUACCAUGGGUUGACCUUACUUAUACCGGCGGUCCUCAAAAAGCAUAUGUUACAGCAUGUAUUGGUGGAAAAAAUAACGAUAUGAUUUUUAUUUUUGGUAAUAAACCUAAUAAUAAUCAAUCAUUCGUUAAUCAAUUUGAUACAAAUAAACAGCAGUGGAUUAAUAUCACAUCUUCUGGAAGUGUACCCACAGAUAGAGAUGAAAUUUCAUGUGCUAAAUUUAAUAAUGGAUUGAUUGCUAUUUUUAGUGGUUAUAAUUAUACACCUAUCGCUAUCACUAAUGAACUUUGGAUAUUCAAUACACUAACAUCGACAUGGAAUUUAAGCAAUGCAAUAAAUGCUCCUUCAUCUCGACGGGGUUAUUGUGCAAUAACUUUGCCUGAUGAUAAUAUUUUAUAUAUUGGUGGAGUCAAUCUUACUGCUUCUAUGCCAAUGGACAAUUUACCGUUAUAUAAUACAAAAACUAAUACGUGGACAAUUAUGAAUACAUAUGGCCCAAUACCUCCCUCUCGCCGUCAUUUCUCAGCAGUAUUAACUCCUGACGGGCGUAUCAUAAUAUUUGGUGGUUCUCAAUCCUUUACGUAUGGUGAUCUGUGGAUCUUAGAUAUUAUAACGUAUCAAUGGUCGGUUGGAAACAUUUUAAACCCAAUUGCAAAUUUAAGUCUUACUAGACAUACUGCAACAUUAGUGGAUAAUUAUAUGUUAGUUGCUUUUGAAAAAGUCAGGUUGCGUACCGUUCCUGAUAGAGUUUUAAAAAAUUACGUUACUAUCGAAGUAGUAAAGUUACAGCCAUUUACAUUACAACCAAGCACUGUUAUGUAA
Cetraspora pellucida is the source of this 1041-nucleotide messenger RNA. The record is from the annotation of a GenBank genome assembly. NCBI's taxonomy places the organism in Eukaryota, Fungi, Glomeromycota, Glomeromycetes, Diversisporales, Gigasporaceae.